AUGUCAGCCAUUACUAGAGAAUCAGAUAAUAAUAAUUUAUAUAAUAUUUUAACUAACGAACAAACAGGCUCAGAAUCUGAUAGUUUUAUGGAUGAUUUAACAGAUCAAAUUAUUGUACCUGAAUCAAUAAUAAAUCGAGAAUUAUUAGAUAAAGAAAUAGAAUCAAUUGAAGAAGAUGAAGAAGAUGAACAACAACAACAAAAACAAAUUAAUAAAAGAGGUGCACCAGUUCAAACUAAUCAAUUAAAUAUAUGGUCAAUUAUAAAGAAAAGUGCAAUUAAUUUAAUACUUCCAUUCAUUAAUGGUAUGAUGUUGGGAUUUGGUGAAAUUCUAGCUCAUGAAUUAUGUUUUCAUUAUAACUGGAGAGGUGCAAGAGUGGAACCUGUUAAAAGAUUAGAACAAAGAAAAAUAAAACAAGAAUCAAGUAAGUACUUGUAAAUUAGAAGGUUUAAAAUUAGAUCUGAUUUGAUAUUAGGUAUAACGUAUUUAGCUUUUAGGCAAAUUUUAAAUGUAUAAAGUGGUUAUAGUCAACUAGUGUUUAAACUCUUUGUCUUUCUGUCAAUAAUCUUAAAGAGUGCUAAGUUUUAGUUACAUAUAAAUAUGCGAGGUGUUUCAUCUUCGCUAAUUUUUUUUUUUUUUAGAACUCCGAAAAAUAGGGACGGCAAAACAUGUCAAGAAUUGAAUCAGAUGCAUUUGGUGAGAUCCAAGUUCCAAAUGAUAAGUAUUGGGGAGCUCAAACUCAAAGAUCAUUAACUAAUUUUGAAAUUGGUGAUAUUAAAAUGCCAAUUCCAAUUAUUAAAUCAUUUGGUAUUUUAAAAAAGUCAGCCGCAAUAGUCAAUGAACAAUUAGGAUUAUUGGAUCAUACAUUAUCUGAAGCUAUUCAACAAGCUGCUAAUGAGGUUGUCGAAGGUAAAUUUAAUGAGAAUUUCCCAUUAGUUAUUUAUCAAACUGGAUCAGGUACUCAAUCUAACAUGAAUGCAAAUGAAGUUAUAUCAAAUAGGGCAAUUGAAAUUCUUGGCGGUGUUAAAGGUUCUAAAAAACCAAUUCAUCCAAAUGAUCAUGUAAAUAUGAGUCAGUCAUCAAAUGAUACAUUUCCCACAGUUAUGCAUAUUGCUGCUGUUCUUGAAAUUAAUGAAAAAUUGUUACCUAAUUUAACAAAAUUAAGAGAUUCCUUACAAGAUAAAGUACAUGAGUUUAAAGAUAUUAUCAAGAUUGGUAGAACUCAUUUACAAGAUGCAACCCCAUUAACUCUUGGUCAAGAAUUUUCAGGAUAUGUCCAACAACUAACUAAUGGAAUAGAAAGAGUUAAAUCAACAUUACCUAAUUUGUUAUAUUUAGCGCAAGGUGGAACAGCAGUAGGUACUGGAUUAAACACUAAAAAGGGAUUUGAUGUUAAAAUUGCAACUCAAGUUUCAAAAUUGACAGGAUAUGAAUUUAAAACAGCACCAAAUAAAUUUGAAGCAUUAGCUACUCAUGAUGCAUUUGUCGAAGCAUCAGGUGUUCUAAAUACAUUAGCUGCAUCAUUGAAUAAAAUUGCAAAUGAUAUAAGAUAUUUAGGUUCUGGUCCAAGAUGUGGAUAUGGUGAAUUAGAAUUACCUUCAAAUGAGCCAGGUUCUUCUAUAAUGCCUGGAAAAGUUAAUCCAACUCAAUGUGAAGCAAUGACUAUGGUUUGUGCUCAAGUAUUUGGUAAUAAUUCAACUAUUACAUUUGCUGGUGCUUCUGGUCAAUUUGAAUUGAAUGUUUAUAAACCUGUUAUUGCUUAUAAUUUAUUAAAUUCAAUUAGAUUAUUAAGUGAUGCUAUGGAUUCAUUUAGGAAAAACUGUGUUAUUGGAAUUAAAGCAAAUAAAGAAAAGAUUAAUAAAUUAUUAUAUGAAAGUUUAAUGUUAGUUACUGCUUUAAAUCCAAAAAUAGGUUAUGAUAAUGCAAGUAAAGUUGCUAAAAAUGCGCAUGCUAAAAAUUUAACAUUGAAAGAAUCUUGUUUAGAAUUGGGUAUGUUAACACUGGAAGAAUUUGACGAAUGGGUUAAACCUGAAAAGAUGAUUGGUCCAUCAUAAGUAAAAGUUAGAAAUAGAAUAUGACAAUAUAUAACUUAUGGUUUGAGAUCUACUGCUGCUUUAGCAUGGACAUAUCCUUAUUAAAUAGUAUGUACGUCUUUGUAAUGAAUUUCUUUUAGUUUAAAACGUUCUACGCAACUGAGAGCAGUUCCUAUCAAUGUAUCUUGAGCUUAUAAAGUACAUAAAGUAAUAAAAAAUUAAGUGUUCUUGAUCGAGCUCUAGGAACUAUUUAGAACUGGCAAUAUUCACCCUAAUAUAAAGCGCAAAAAAGAUCUACAAUUGCGCGACCUAUUCUGAACGAUAUACCGAGAGCGCGAAAAGUAAAAAAAAAACACAAAACCGAAAUAAAAUACCUCCAAUUCAUAAGAACCUCCAUUUAACACCACGAACUGAAUAAUAAUUUAAAGUAUGUCCAAUUAGGUACCGUUCGAAAGGUAAAAAUUCGAGCAAUUCAAGUAUGAUAGUUUCAGAAAUACUGCUUUGAAUUUUCUUAAGUAAGUGAAGUUUUUAAGGAUUUUUGACCAAUAAAAACGUUAUAAUAGAUUAAUUAUCACUUAAAAAAACAAAGCAAUUAAGUAAUUGAAAGCUUCACUAUCGUAGAACUAAGUUCAUACCAACCAAUAGAAAGUUUGAGUUUGAUCAAAUUUUAAAAGUUAAAAAUAGAACAUAUGUAUCUUCUAUCAACAAACUAAAAAGCGAUUAUUCAUUUAUUCUAUCUUCUAUUUUGUCUCAGUUUUGCGAUUGGAAUUACAAAUUCGAAGGUGAAACGAGUGUUAAAGCGCAUUGGUCUUGACUUUGUCCAACGUAUGGUAGCAACUUCUGCAGAAUAAAAAUAUUAUUAAGUGUAUUUUUACAACCAAAAAUUAAGUUUUAACCUUUGGUUGCCAAAAUGUAUAAAGUUACCAAAAAGAACAAUAGUAAGUUUUACUAGUUGGAUAAUAAGACAGUAAUAUCUGGUAAGAUAUUAAUCAAUAGAUUAUAAACCAUUAGUUAAAGCUAAAAAAUUAUCAUCAAAAGAAAUUACAUUAGACGAAGAAAUUAAAAUUUGGAAGAUUCAGAAAGAUACUUUAAUUAAAGCUACAAACUAUCUUAAACAAAAAAAUCAGAUUUCUCAAUUAAUCGAUCAAUGGAAAUCGAUUGCUCAGAUGGCUUCAACAUAUGUUUUCAAUGAGUAUAAAUUAAAAUUUGAUAGAAUGGGUGGUUUUAACCAGUGGCAAACACAACAAUAUGAAAUUAAAAUGCAAACCAUAAUUGAUGAAAAAAAAAUUGCAUUUGAAACUUACAUGGAAAGUGAAGAGUUCAAACAAUUGAGUAAAAUUGAAAAGAAACAGAUUGAAUUAGAUUAUGAAAAAUUAGAUGAAGAUGAAGAAGAAAUUGAAGGUAAAAGACCAAAUUUUAAUGAUGAAUUUACAAUGAAAGAAUUGUACAAAAUUUUGAAUAAAGAUUAUCAUUUAGUAUUUGAAUAA
Molecule: messenger RNA, 3520 nt
Organism: Insectozyma verbasci
Lineage: Eukaryota; Fungi; Ascomycota; Pichiomycetes; Serinales; Debaryomycetaceae
Source: the annotation of a GenBank genome assembly